AUGUCAGGACCCGCUGAAGAUGUUGACAUCGACGACGUACGUGCAAGGUGCCCCGUGUUCCGAGUCCUAGUUAUCGGAAGAGCAAACGCCGGCAAGACAACCAUCUUGCAGAAGGUCUGCAAUGUCGACGAGGAUACGCAGCCGGUAGUCUUUGACGAAAAGGGUCGGAAGGUAAGUCUGGCACAACGGGGUCGGCACGACAUUUCUCACCAGGUCAUGUAUCCUGGCAGCCGCUUCGUGUUUCACGACUCCAGAGGUAUCGAAAGCGGAGCCGAUGACGAGAUCAAAACCAUUCGUAACUUCUUACGCGAACGGGCAUCCAAAGUGUCUCUUGCUGAGCAGCUUCAUGCUAUUUGGUAA
Messenger RNA from Coniophora puteana RWD-64-598 SS2, 360 nucleotides. RefSeq lists its product as uncharacterized. The record is from RefSeq and is a predicted model, not a curated record. NCBI's taxonomy places the organism in Eukaryota, Fungi, Basidiomycota, Agaricomycetes, Boletales, Coniophoraceae. Gene Ontology annotation, molecular function: GTP binding. The transcript is spliced from 2 exons. Bases 1 to 360 code for a protein of 119 amino acids.